This is a messenger RNA of Cucurbita moschata (crookneck pumpkin), 3764 nucleotides long. Its product is annotated as lysine-specific demethylase JMJ25-like. Lineage: Eukaryota; Viridiplantae; Streptophyta; Magnoliopsida; Cucurbitales; Cucurbitaceae. The coding region runs from base 209 to 3409 and encodes 1066 amino acids. Gene Ontology annotation, biological process: regulation of transcription by RNA polymerase II. The transcript is spliced from 13 exons. The record is from RefSeq and is a predicted model, not a curated record. Gene Ontology annotation, cellular component: histone deacetylase complex; chromatin. Gene Ontology annotation, molecular function: transcription coregulator activity; histone H3K9 demethylase activity; chromatin DNA binding.
AUUUGGAAGUCUACCCACAGUUUCUCCCCAAACCCUCCUCUACUUUUACGAUCUUCUCCUUCACACCGCUAGAUGCUCACAAGCUCUCUCUUCUUCUUCUUCUUCUUCUUCUUCUUCUUCUUCUUCAUCUUGUUCAUCUUAUCUCUCAAUUCGGCUUCUUCCUACUGUUUCUUCUUUCGAUUCAGCUUCCUAUCUCCUUCCUUCCUGUAUGGCGCGAGGUAGAAAGAGGCGGCGGCCAGAGACUGUUGCGGAGCGUGAAAUUACUGAAAUCAAGGAAGGGCGUGGCGAUGGAGGGACUGAAGUUGGAGGCGUUGAUAAUGGAAUUUUGGGCGACGGGGAAAACGAGGUGCAAUGGGGGACGAAGAGAGAAGAGGAGGAUGGAUUGGUUACGGAAGGUGAAGAUGGAAAAACUCUGCGGCGAACUGAAGGGGAGGACAAUGGCGAGGAGGAGAAGGGUUUUAGUGGUGGGGAAGAUGGUAGAUUGGAAUGUGGGGUUUCUAUUACGAGUCCGACUAGGAGUUUGAGGAAGAAGGCGAGAGUUUCGUACAACGAUGAGGUUUACGAGUUUGACGAGUCUGAUGAUGAUGAUAAGAUUCCUUUCAAGAAUUCUGGGCGAAGGGGUAGGAAGAAGAAGGUAUUUUCUUCGAAUCGGAAUGUAUCUGACAAGGAAGACCAACGGAGUCCUAUGGAAGAAGAUGAUAAAGAGGAGAUUCCUUUCAGGAAGCCUGGGCGAAGGGGUAGGAAAAAGAAGGGAUUUUCUUCGAAUCGGAAUGUAUCUGACAAGGAAGACCAACGGAGUCCUGUGGAAGAAGAUGAUGAAGAGGAGAUUCCUCUCAAGAAGCCUGGGCGAAGGGGUAGGAAAAAGAAGGUAUUUUCUUCGAAUCGGAAUGUAUUUGAGGGAGAAGAGCAACGGAGUCCUGUGGAAGAAGCAGACGAUGUUAGGGAGACAAAUUCUGGCGAUUCUGGAAAUAGGAGAGGCUCUUCUAGAAGGAAACGCGGUGGAAAAUAUGCGCAAAGAAAGCAAAUAGUUGUCAAACCGGAGGGCGAGAAAAGAAUCAACAAGUUGGAUCCGGAAUUCAUCGAGAAGAUAUCUUUAAUGUGCCAUCAGUGCCAGAGGAACGAUAAGGGCCGUGUGGUACGUUGUACUAAAUGCAGGAGGAAGCGAUAUUGUAUCCCUUGUUUGCAGAAUUGGUACCCUCAUACAUCAGAAGAGGAAAUUGCAGAAUCUUGCCCAGUUUGCCGUGGGAAUUGUAAUUGCAAAGCAUGUUUGCGUUUAGAUGUUCCUGUUAAAAAUUUAAAGAACAUGGAACCUGAGCUCACAGAAGUCCGCGAGGUUGAGCAUGCAAAAUAUGUACUAAGUAAACUUCUACCAUUUCUAAGAUGGCUAAAUGAAGAACAGAUGUUGGAGAAAAAACAGGAAGCUACAAGGCUAGAUUUGCCUCUUAAUGGUCUGAAGGUGGAGAAGGUAGAUUGUGAAGACAACGAGCGGAUGUACUGCGACAUUUGUAGAACCUCAAUUUUUGAUUUUCAUCGAACGUGUGUUUCUUGUUCUUUUGACCUUUGCAUCAAUUGUUGCCGAGAAAUCCGUGAAGGAGAUAUGCGGUGUUGUGAGAAAAAAAAGAUAAUACCAUAUACUAAUCAAGGAUUUGAGUACUUGCAUGGUGGAGUGAGUAAAAAAGCCAAAGUGCUUGCUGAGUCUUGUCCUAAAGAUGAUGUGGAAUCAGCAUUCAUAUGGAGAGCGGAGAAAGAUGGAAGGAUUCCUUGUCCACCACCCAACUUGGGUGGUUGUGGUAAUGGUUUUCUAGAAUUAAGAUGUAUAUUGGAAGAUUCGAUCUCUGAACUGGUGGAUGAAGGAGAGGAAAUUGCCAAAACCCACAACAUAAGUGAUGUGGAUGAAACUGCAGGAAAGUGGUGCCCAUGCUUUAACUCGGGUGGUGAAAUUGAUCUUGAGAGUGGUGUGUUGAAGAAAGCUGCUUCCAGACAAGGUUCAAGUGAUAAUUAUUUAUAUUGUCCUAGGGGAAGGGAUAUCCAAGCUGGAGAGUUAAAGCAUUUUCAGUGGCAUUGGAGCAAAGGUGAGCCUGUGAUUGUUAGCAAUGUUCUUGAAAAUACAUCAGGUUUGAGCUGGGAACCCCUUGUCAUGUGGCGUGCCUUCCGUCAAAUUACACAUACAAAACAUGGUCAGCAGUUGGAAGUUAAGGCCAUUGAUUGCUUGGAUUGGUGUGAGCUUGAUGUCAAUAUCCACAAAUUCUUUAUCGAUUACACCAAUGGUCAGUUUGAUGCGAAAUUAUGGCCCCGGAUACUUAAACUCAAGGAUUGGCCUCCUUCUAGUCAUUUUGAGAAAUGCUUGCCUCGUCAUAAUGCUGAAUUCAUCAGUUGCUUACCUUUUAAGGAAUAUACACAUCCUUAUAAAGGCAGUCUAAAUCUUGCUGUUAAAUUGCCGGAGAAAUCUCUAAAACCUGAUAUGGGACCCAAGACAUAUAUUGCUUAUGGAGUUGCACAGGAGCUUGGUCGUGGGGACUCCGUUACCAAGCUUCAUUGUGAUAUGUCUGAUGCAGUAAAUGUUCUUACUCAUGUUACCAAUGUCACCCUUGAGCCCAAGCAUUUACAUAGUAUUAAAGAAUUAAAAGAAAAGCAUCUUGCUCAUGACCAAAAAGAAAUUUAUGGUGCCACGACUGAUACUAAUACUGUCGACAAAAGCAAGUCUUGCAAUGACCCUUGUAGCAUGACUGAAAAUGGGAAGGAACUUGCUUGUGAAGUUGGUCAUCAGAACAAUAAUGCAGUCUUGGAGAAUGCAUCUAGCCCUAAGAGAGGUGAUGCUGAAGAGGGUGAUCUUCAAAGUUUGAAUGAACCCAAUGGAACUGACCCUGAUGAGUCUGUAAAGGUAAAUCUAGCUGAAGAAACUUGCGGUGAUGCGAAAAUAUCAGAAGCAAUGGAAAGUUGGGAGGUGCCUGAAGGGGGCGCACUUUGGGACAUUUUUCGUAGGCAAGAUGUCCCCCUGCUGCAGCAAUAUCUCAACAAUCAUUUCAGAGAAUUUAGGCAUAUCCACGCUGGUCCAGUUCCACAGGUGUUUCAUCCAGUGCAUGAUCAGUCAUUUUAUUUGACUUUGGAACACAAAAGAAAGCUCAAGGAGGAAUAUGGAAUUGAACCUUGGACGUUUGUCCAAAAUCUGGGAGAUGCUGUCUUUAUUCCUGCUGGUUGUCCUCAUCAAGUCAGAAACUUAAAGUCAUGCAUAAAGGUUGCUAUGGACUUUGUCUCACCUGAGAACGUGGGAGAGUGCAUCCACUUGACUGAAGAAUUUCGCAGGCUUCCGUCAAAUCAUUGGGCUAAGGAGGACAAGUUGGAGGUAAAGAAAAUGAGCGUUCAUGCUAUGAAAGCGACAAUUGCUUGUUUGAAGGAAAAGUGCAAGUGAUUUGCCUAAUUUAGGAUAUUUCUUAUGAGCCUCGGGGGCGAUCCUGUAACCAGAAGAAUGUGCACAAGGUUUGAGUUGGUAUGUAGGAUGACUAAUCCUGAACUUUUGUGAUACCAACUGUUUUGUAGCAGUAGAACUAUGCCCCAUACAUUUUGUACAAUGAUUCAUUGGCUCUGUUACUCCCUUGUAUGAUAUAAUAGUUCAUCAAUAACUUAUGCCGCUAUGUCAUUUAUCAGCUACGAGAUUCGGGGUAUCGCUUUCGACCCCUUUUUGGCAUUUUUGUAUAGAUAACAUUGCUGCUGCUGCUGCCAUAAUGGGGAAGUCAAAUGACAAGCAUGAUAUGCAUGUUUUGGAA